GCCCGCCAGGCGGGAGAUGCCGAGCCGAGGCCUGCGCCUGCUCGUGAGGUGCCUGGUGCCUUGGCACGGGGCGGUUCGAGGCCUGUCGGUCGAGGCACCGGCUGGCAGGCCGUUCUCGCUGUGGGGUAAGGUUUUCGACGUUACGAUUCUCAUCUUCCUAUGUCUUCAACGUUUUGGCCUCUCUCACACUCGUUCUUCUUUCCUCAGGUUGAAGCGGACGCUCGAGCAGGCCCAGCCUUCGAUGGCCAAGAGGCUUAAGGCGGGAGCGGCCUCCAAAGAAUCAGGUUCCCCCGAUCCCUGGCCGUCGACUGGUGUCGAGGAUGCCCCGCCUCGCCCCUUGGUAGGGGAGUCCAUUCCGCCGUCGCCGAGGCGGGUCGAGGCGCCUCGCCCCCAAGAGCAAGAGGGAGCCCCCGAGCCUCCCCGAUCUGGGGUCGAGGGGGACCCUAUCACAAUAAGCGACGGGUCCGGCGGCGACGGGCCUUCGAAGGACGCCCGCCCUAUGGACGAGGAGGCCGAGACUUCUCUCAUCGCUAUGCGGAUGCCCUGGCCUGUCGGGCUUCGCUCCGUCGAGGAGCAGAGAAAGAAGGAGGAAGAGGAGCGCGAGCUGGAGACGCGGCAACAGCUGCAAGAGGAGCAGCGGCCGCAGUAGAAAGAAGGAGAGGAGGGGCGGC
Messenger RNA from Sorghum bicolor (sorghum), 671 nucleotides. RefSeq lists its product as uncharacterized. The coding region runs from base 17 to 649 and encodes 210 amino acids. Lineage: Eukaryota; Viridiplantae; Streptophyta; Magnoliopsida; Poales; Poaceae. The record is from RefSeq and is a predicted model, not a curated record. The transcript has 2 exons.